CACACCUCACCAUGUUCCCCGGGCAGAACAGAGCCCUGCAGGGGUUUCUCGUUUUGUGUGGAUGAGUGAAUAAGUGAGCGCGAGAGCGAACGAAUGAACCAGCAAGCAAAGCAGAACAAGUGUUACAGAACAAGGAAUCCCACCGCCUGGAAGCUACCUGGCCUGGCGCCGGCGCCCGCACACCUGCAAUGCCCUGUUUGCUAGAGGGGCGUAAACUCGACAGCUCCUGCGCGUGUGUGACCUUGUAAGCUCCUCAGCCCCGGCCCGGGAGACUCGCUCCAGACUCGCUCCCGCUGCGUCCUCUCCGUUGUCAGAAGAAUUGUCACCCCGUCUCGGAGAAGGACGUUCCAGCUCUCACCCCGCCUUCGUCACGCGUCGGUUCUUUCUCCCUCUCCUGGGGCUCGCGGGGCCGCGCGCGCCAGGCCCAUCUGCGUGGACAGUUUCUGUGUGGCCGUUGUGGCUGAGGGAGGUGAGAGGAGAGCGGCAGCCGACGCCCGUGGGCUGUCAGGCCUUGCAGCCAGGCCAGCAGCGAGGUCGCCAUGUCCACCAAGGUGCCCAUUUAUCUCAAGCGGGGCAGCCGCAAGGGCAAGAAAGAGAAGCUGCGGGACCUGCUGUCGUCCGACAUGAUCAGCCCGCCCCUGGGGGACUUCCGCCACACCAUCCACAUCGGCAGCGGGGGCGGCAGUGACAUGUUCGGGGACAUCUCUUUCCUGCAGGGAAAGUUCCACCUCCUGCCCGGCACAGGCGCCCAGGGACCAGAGGAGGUGGCGGUGGAGGGCAGCUUUGACCUCCCCUUCCAGUUCACCCGAACUGCCACGCUGUGCGGGCGCGAGCUGCCCGAGGGGCCAUCCCCUCUGCUCAAGAAUGCCAUCUCCCUGCCUGUCAUCGGGGGACCCCAGGCCCUCACGCUGCCCGCGGCGCAGGCCCCGCCCAAGCCCCCACGCCUGCACCUGGAGAUGCCGCAGCCAUCCCCGCAGGAGGCGGGGAGCGUGGACGUCUGGAGAAUUGCAGAGGCCGAGCGUGCUGGGCUGACCCCCGACGCGGGGGCCGAGGAGCCCCUCCUGUCCCACGCCAGCUCCCUGCUGUCUCUGCACGUGGACCUGGGGCCGUCUAUCCUGGACGACGUCCUCCAGAUCAUGGACCAGGACCUGGGUCACCUGCAGAUCCCCACGUAGGACAGAGGCAGGCCAGAGGGGUGCUCGCCUGUGGGGAUGCCCGCAGGCGGGGUGCUCCCAACUCUGGCCUAGAAGUCUGGGUCCCCAGGUCAGCCGCGUGGUCUCACUUUGAGCCUUUGUCCCAGCCCCCAACCCUCCCCGUGGCCAGGGCCUGCCUCACGCCAUCCCCCUGAAACCUGAGGACACUCGCAGAGGUUGGUGCCACGUGUCCUGAGCAUCUCGGGCCACUCGUCCUCCCGCACCACCGCCCCCUCCGCCCCUAGAGCCUUGGAUGAAGGCCCUGCUGAGACAGACUCCCCUGGGGCCCCCAUCGGGUGUGUGGGAAGAGCCAGGGCCCAGCCAGGGUCGAGGCUACGCCCUGGGCUGGGAGCAGCCUCAGGGCCGGCUGCUCUGCCCUGUUCCCCCGCGUGUGGCCCGGACUCUGGUUGCAAUAAAACUUGUUGCUGCUGGUGGUGGUGCGCCAGGCGCUCUUGCCCCAGCUGCCCCUAAGACAGGCCACUCCUGUGAGGUGCGCUGACUCCGGGGGGGUCCCGGCCCCAGAGAACUUGGGCAGGGCAGGAGGCUGAGAAUGAGCAGGAGCCCAGCAAGCCCCACCUGCUGUGUCCCAGUGCGGACUUGAGUGUUUGGCCGAGCACUGAGGAAGCUGAGCUGUGCCGAGGCAGCUGGGGCCUGCCGGGGCCGGAGCACCCAAGGGUGACCCAAGCCUAGUGCAGGGACCCACCAGCCUCCUGCCUCAGGGCACCAGGAGCACCGCGGGAGGGGGACCCGCCCCGGGGCUGGCGGGGCCACCGUGGGGCUGUUGGCCGUGUGUGUCCCGGUCUGGGCUGCCAGGCAGAUGCAGCCGCUCUCCUGGGGGAAGAGAGGGCCAUUCAACUGAUAGGUAAGACGAGUUCCAGCGGUGUGGAGCACGCGCCGACACCACACCGGGGUACUGGGGUUGGGGGUGGCGGUGUGAGGGCACAUGAGGGUGAUGGGUGACUGAGCCACGGGGGGCUGAUAGAUUUCUGCUGGCGCGGAAGCAAAGGCACGAGGCGCCAGCAUAGAGGACAAAGAGGAGCCACCGGGUGGUGAAACAGACUCAGGCCUCUGAACCCCCUGAGCCUGUGACUCGGUUUCCCCACCUCCCAAACGGACGCCGUGGUGCCUACCUCAUAGGGUUGAGAAGGUUAGGGGUUGUGUUGAGAGUUGCCACUUUGGAAGCGACUGUGAGGCUGACAUAUGAUUCUGGGGGUGAGGAAGGUGCUGGGGCGGGGUGGAGUCAGCCGACAUCACACCAGGGGUUCUGCUAGCUGGAACUUUAAGCAUGAGAGACAUCUAUCAGGUCUAGGUUUCAGAGGUCGCCAGCCAGGUCACAUGGAACAAGGGCCUAGGAAGUCGCUGCUGGGUGAGGGGACUGGGUCUGGGCAGGGACUGUGGGAUGGAGAGGGGGACCCUCCAGGGGAGCUUGUGUCUGAUUGCAGCCUCCUUGGUCCUCUUCUCCCCUUGAUUCUUCUAAAUCCUUGACACAAUGAGCCCCAAACUCUCACCUCACCCCAGUCUUUCCUGCCUCCAGGGAGAUUUAGUACUGGGAGAAGAAUUUGAUCAGGGAGUGUUUUUUCCAGACAGGACUCUUUAAAAAGAAAAUAUAUUUUAUUGCUAUAAAAUAUACAUAACAUGAAAUUUAUCGUUUUACCAUUUAAAGUACACAGUUCAGCAGCAUUGAACACAUACACAUUAUUCUGCAACCAUCACCACUAUCCAUUUCUAGAAUUCUCUCAUCUUCCCACUGUGAAACUCCAUACCCUUAAACACUAACCCCCAUUCUGCCUUCUCUCCAGUCCUUGGCCAUUCUACUUUCUGUAUGAGUUUGACCCCUCUAGGGACCUGGUAUAAAUGAGAAUCUUACAGGAUGUGUGUUGUUGUUGUUGUUGUUGUUGUUUUUUGUGACUGGCUUCUUUCACUUAGAAUAACAUCUUUAAUGUGUAUCCAUGCUGUUGUAUUCAAAUUUCCUUUUUCAAGGCUAAGUAAUAUUCUGUUUAUGUAUAUAAUCACUGUUUUGUUUAUCCAUUCACCCGCUGAUGGAUACCAGGGUGCUUCUACCUUUUGGAGAUUGUGAGUCAUAUUGCUGUGAACACAAAUGAAACAGAACAAAUAUCUGAGAUCCUGCUUUCAGUUCUUUGGGGAAACACACAGAGAAGUGCCAUGGCCGGGUCACGUGGGAAUUCCAUGCUUAAUAUUUUGAGCAAUCACUAUAUUGCACCAAAGCUGCUACACCAUUUUAUAUUCCUGGUUUUUUGUUUGUUUGUUUGUUUGUUUGCUUUAAUAUGAAAUUUUCUCCUCAUUUAGAGGUUUGACACAACUGUUGAGUGGGAUUUGACCCAGGCCUGUGAGACCCCAAAGCCUGACUGUAACUCUCCCUGAAGGGAUAGGGCUGUAGACCCUGGUACAGUAUGAAAGCAAAGGGGGGAGCUGAAAGGCCAACACAUUCUUGCCUGCAGGCUCCCCCCCAGGCUUGGGGCGCUUGUCCCACCUGACUUGGGAGAGGAAGAUAAGAAUAAAGGACACUUUCUUUAGCGCUUCACCAGAGGGAAGGGAACACCUCACCCCAGACCUGAGCUGAAGGCAGACUAGCCAUGGAAGGGGGACUUGCCUGUCUUGGGUCCCCUGGACGUACUUCCUACUCAACCCCACCCACAUCAGCCACUAUCAAAGGCCCCCCGAAACCUUUUCUCCUUCAAUGUCAGGGUGGAGAAAAGGAAACUUGGCAGGAGAUCCCUAGUGGGGUAACUAAACUCAAGACACCUGCUUAUACCCAGGAGGCCAGGGCUGGAGUGACCAGCUGUCCCUCUUCAGUUUCCAGAGUGGUGUCCAGUCACCGUGUCCCACAAACACCACCCAAAAAACUAAGUCCCCAAAGUAAAGGUCCCCAAAAAUCUAAGUCCCCCAAAGUAAGGUAAAGUGACGAAAUGACAAAUGUUACUACAGUUUGCUGUUUUCCAUACCCAGCAUCCAUGGAUGCUUAUA
Molecule: messenger RNA, 4178 nt
Organism: Condylura cristata (star-nosed mole)
Lineage: Eukaryota; Metazoa; Chordata; Mammalia; Eulipotyphla; Talpidae
Gene: CDC42EP2
Product: CDC42 effector protein (Rho GTPase binding) 2
Exons: 3
Coding region: 540-1175 (211 amino acids)
Source: RefSeq, a predicted model, not a curated record